AUAUCACCACCAAAUGAAAAUCGUGUUGUAAUGAAUCCAUACAGACCGUGGUGGGAGCGGUAUCAGCCUGUCAGUUAUAACUUAGUCACUAGAAGUGGAAAUGAAAAUGCUUUCAGAGAUAUGGUUUCAAGAUGUAAUAAUGCAGGUGUGAGGAUCUAUGUGGAUACUGUUAUAAACCACAUGACAGGCACUGGUGGUACUGGACAUGGAACAGGAGGAUCACCAUAUGAUGCAAACUCUCUCAAGUUCCCUGCUGUUCCUUAUGGUGGAAAUGAUUUUAAUGGACAUGAUAACUGUCAUACUGGCGAUCUCAGUAUUCAUAAUUAUAAUAACGCCGAGGAAGUGAGAAAUUGUAGACUGGUCGGCUUAUCCGAUUUACGAUUAUCGUCAGAUUAUGUAAGAGGCAAAAUUGCCGACUAUUUGAAUCAUUUGAUCGAUCUUGGAGUUGCUGGUAUUAGAAUUGAUGCAGCUAAGCACAUGUGGCCAGGGGACAUAGCUGCUGUCUUAUCUAAAACUAAACUAUUGAGAUCAGAUAUAUUUGGAGGUGGUAAAAGACUAUUUGUCUACCAAGAGGUAAUUGAUAUGGGUGGAGAAGCCAUCAAAGGUUCAGAAUAUGUACGAAGUGGUCGAGUGACAAAUUUCGUAUAUGGUAUCAAGCUUGGUGAAGUAUUCCGGAAAAAAAAUCCAAUGAAGUAUUUAAGAAAUUUUGGGGAAGGGUGGGGUAUGAUGAAUGGUGGAGAUGUUCUUAAUUUUAUCGAUAACCAUGAUAAUCAAAGAGGUCAUGGCGGUGGUGGAUCUGUUUUAACUCAUUGGGAAGCGAGACCUUAUAAGAUGGCUACUGCAUUUAUGUUAGCACAUCCAUAUGGAUUUCCAAGAGUUAUGAGUAGUUUUGAAUAUAACAGAGCUGAUAAUUCUGCUGGGCCACCACACAACAGCGAUAUGUCUAUUAAAGAUGUGUCUAUUACGAGUGAUGGAACUUGUGGAAAUGGUUGGUCAUGUGAACAUCGGUGGAGACAAAUUUAUAACAUGGUUGCUUUCCGUAACAGUGCUGGUUUUACUGGACUGGCCAAUUGGUGGUCAGGUGCUGAUUAUCAAAUAGCUUUUUCUCGUGGGAAUAAAGCCUUUAUAGCAUUUAAUUUGGAAGGUUAUGAUUUGAAUACUUAUUUGAAUACUGGUUUAGCUGGUGGUAUAUAUUGUGACAUUGUCACGGGUGAUUUAAGUAACGGGAAAUGCACUGGUAAAACUGUUCUUGUUGGUGAUGAUGGGAGAGCACAGAUAAGUGUCAGCCAUAGCUCUCCAGACCCCUGGAUCGCUCUGCACAUAGGU
Lottia gigantea (owl limpet) is the source of this 1326-nucleotide messenger RNA. RefSeq lists its product as hypothetical. NCBI's taxonomy places the organism in Eukaryota, Metazoa, Mollusca, Gastropoda, Lottiidae. Gene Ontology annotation, molecular function: alpha-amylase activity; cation binding. The record is from RefSeq and is a predicted model, not a curated record. Gene Ontology annotation, biological process: carbohydrate metabolic process. The transcript is spliced from 2 exons. The annotation marks the transcript as partial.